CUGUUUCAAACCCUCAGUGAAGAGGUCCUCUAAUUUUCUAUCCAGCCAUUUUAACAUAGGUUUGAACAUCAUCUCCACCUUUCCUUCAUUCAUCAGGGCUUGAUGACGUGUCAUGAUCCAUGAAGUUGCAGCUUCAGUUAUAUUAUCUUGUACAGAGAUUGGGAUCUCUUGUUCUCUGGGAAGACUAAUGCAAAGUGGCUGAAACAUGUUGACAGUUUAUAUGUAUAAAAGCAUAAGAGAUUGACAUUUUAAUGAUCAGGGAAAUGAUGCAGGCCAACAGGUGAGGUAUUUCUCAGAAGUGUCUGCAUUCUAGUGUUAAAAUAAAACUCAUCUUGAUUAAGAAAACAUCAGGGGAUUCUUACAUUAAAGUAGAUUUCAAAACUGUUAAAAUGAUUUAAUUGAACUAUACUACCUUUAUUGGGUAAUCCACUGGAAAUAUUGCAGCAAAUGUCACAUCUUUAACAUCAUAUGGCUGAAAGUAACAACAUGUAAUAUAUCAAGAUAUUGUCAGAUACAAUUUCAGUAGUGCAUACCAGAAUCCUGUUUUGGUAUUCUCAUAUAGACUUACUGAUUCAAUAUCCAUUGGAUAAAUUUUAGUACAUUAUGCCAGAUAAAUCCAAUUUUCGUGAGACAGAUGUUUUACUUAACAUGCAAAUUGCAUUGGAAAUUGAUAAGCAUUCAAAGUUUAUUUUUAAAAAUUCAAGAAAAUAAAAUCUUACCCAGUCUGGAUCAGUAGAGCAGAACACAACCUCAUAGCCAUCAUUUUCUUUUAUGAAGCUGAACUUUGGGAAACGUUUCUUUAGUGACUCAAUUUCUGAUGUUCUCAUUUUAUCGAUCUCUGAAUCACUUAAUUUGUUGAGCAUCACUCUCUCUUGGAACCUAACUGGUUGAACUUUGGGAUAUUUGGACUGCUCCACCUUUGGGUUAAGGGGUUUGGCUGUUGUUUCUGGAUGAAAGAAUUUGCAGGAAUUGCCAGAUCGACAAUGUCCUUCUUUAAAAUACCUGCAAACUGGUGCUCUAGCUAAUGCUCCUGGAGCAUCUUCUGGUUCAGGUUUAAGCGUUUUGGUUCUGUCCUUUGGAGUUUUUGACUUCUGGCCCAUCUCUGGUUUAGCUUUGUAAAUAUGGGCAAACUUGCAACGGUUGCCAAAUUUACAUCUUUUAGUCUUGGCAUAAAAGUCACAAAUCCUAACAUCCUUCUCAUCAUGCUUCUUCUUACGAUUUCCCAUCUUUUGUUCUUUAUCAUGCUCAGGGUCAGGUUCAUCUUGAGUUGUUGCGUUUUCAGUAGAGGAUUCUGCAGGGGCAGUAAGUUUCUCCUCUAUAUGUAGAAAACGGCAAUCUUUGCCAUAUCGACAGGUCUUGCCAUUUGCAAAGAACCAACAAAUUCUAUGAUUUACAUCUUCAGUGGUUUCAAGCUCAUAGUUGUCAUCGGUUCUGGAGUUCACCUGUUCUUCAGGGUGUCCAUGUUCGUUCCUCUGUUGAUCAUCUGGUGGGCCACCUUCAUGUAAAAACUGACAAUUUGUUCCAUUUUUGCAACCUUUUCGACCUCUGAAAAACUUGCAAAUUUCAGACUGACUACUUGACAUCAAUGUGAUGGUUGUUGUAGGAAUACUUGAAGCAGCCGAUGAAAACAGAUUUGCUGUAGUUAGAAGCUCUGAAAGGGUGGCCUCAGUUGACGAUUCAAUAGCUUCUACUGAAUUGAAAAACAGUUCGUAACUUUCAAAAACAACCUUCGAACACAGUCCUUUUUGCUGUUGCUUGUAUGAGUUGUAGCCUACAGUCUUUAGGCUAGCCUAGAUUUGAUCCAAAUAUCAAAUCCCUUCUUGUCAGAUCUCAACUGUACAAUGCUUCAGUAAGCAGAGCACUGACUUGAUUUCACAAUUUCACCGUUGCUUUAUAUAGGUCUAAGCCCAUGUAUUUCGCAAUAGUCUCUAUUGUUGCUAAACUGAUAAAGAAGGUCAAGUAUAACAGAUGAUUAUGUUUACAAUCUGUGGUGAAAUUUUCGGUGCCGAACUAUUCCCUCGACGGAAAACAUUACGCAGAAUAUAAGUCAUUUAGGCUAAUGAAAUUUCUUUAUCAUAAAAUAUCAUAAAACUAAAUAUCCAGAGGCGCUUAAGUAUCAGUCUAUUGUUCCAAUUUUCUUGUGUUAUCUCAACUCUUUGUUAUCUCUUAAUGCUAAAAUCAUCCUUAUAAUCCGGCGUAGGACUAUUUUUAACCGGAAACAAAAAAUCCAAGAUGGUGAUCACGAUUUCGAAAUUUCGUAUUUUGCACUCAUUUUUCUCAAAAAGCACAUUGGUUUCUCGAAAAUGGAAUGUUAAAGUACCUUUUUCCCAUAGAAAAUUAAAUAAUGUUUCUCGAUACACAAAUGUCACAGUGUUUUCGUCUCAGUAUUUGUGUACAGCUUCUGUUGGAAAACCACAUUGCAAUGUGGGAACAAUCGGUCAUGUAGACCAUGGUAAAACUACGUUGACAGCUGCCAUCACAAAGGUCCAGUCUGAGCUUUUGAAAGGUGACAUCAAAUAUGUCAAGUUUGAUGACAUUGAUAAAGCUCCAGAAGAGAAAAAACGAGGCAUAACAAUCAAUACUGCCAAUGUUCAAUAUGAGUCGGACAAUCGGCAUUACGCUCAUGUGGACUGUCCAGGACAUAUCGAUUAUGUGAAAAAUAUGAUAAUGGGAACAUCUCAGAUGGAUGGUGCUAUUUUGGUUGUAUCAGCUACUGACGGAACAAUGCCACAAACCCGUGAACAUUUACUGCUCUCCAAACAAAUAGGAAUUGAAAACAUUGUGGUCUACUUGAACAAAGCAGAUUUGGCUGAUCCUGAAUUAAUAGAACUUGUUGAAAUGGAAGUGAGGGACUUGCUUGCUGAAUAUGGUUUUGAUUCAGAAAACACACCAGUUGUUUCUGGAUCAGCCCUUGCAGCGUUGGAAGAUCGGGAUGUCGAAAUUGGAAGGGAUUCAAUCAAACAACUUAUGAAUGCAUUAGAUUCUCACAUCAAAAUCCCAGAAAGAAAAAUUGAUGGUCCAUUUAUCAUGCCAAUCGAUUCUUCAUUCACUGUGCCAGGCAGAGGAACAGUUGCUAUCGGAACAGUUACACAGGGAAUUCUCAAGAAGGGAGCUGAAGCCAAUUUGAUUGGUUAUGGGAAUAAGAUCACUACUGCUUUGUCAGACCUCCAAGUCUUCAGGAAAUCUGUGCCACAAUGCCAGGCUGGGGACAAUGUUGGAAUUCUGUUACGUGGUGUAAAGCCUGAAUUCGUUAGAAGGGGUAUGUUCUUAUGUGCUGCUAAUACGCUGACUCAAUGUGAUCAUUUUGAAGCUCAGUCAUAUGUACUGUUACGUUCAGAGGGAGGCAGAUCAAAACCAUUGAUGGACCGUUAUAUACAACUUAUGUAUAGCAAUACAUGGAGCAUAGACUGCUGUGUAAAUAUGCCUGAAAACGUUAGCAUGGUAAUGCCAGGGGAUGCUCCUGUCUUGAAAAUAAUGUUGCGAAAACCAAUGGUUAUUCAACCUGGACAGAGAUUUACAAUAAGAGAGAAUCAGAUUACCACAAUAACUGGCAUAGUAACAAAACAGUUACCACCCAGCAAAGAACAAAUUGUUGGGUUUAAUUAUGAGCGACCAAGGUCUCAUGUCAUAGAAAAAUAUUCUUCCAAAAAGAAUUAUCAUAUCAUGAUGUGUUCAUAUAUACUUGGCUUGUUUGCGGUUUUCGCAGUUGUGACAGCAAAUCCAUUGAAUAAUCAAAUCACGAUUCCUGCAAAAUGCUGUCCACCAGAGCUAUCACAGGGUGAUAUUCGGGUGACUCAAGGCUUCAGUAUUAGUGGUCAAGGUGCGGGCCAGUAUAUGAGUGGCCACUGGUGGUUUGAUCGUCGCAAUAAAAGAAACGCAUUUGAGGGGAUCAUCAUGAUGAAUGGACAGGAGUUACCAAAUAAGAACUUCAUACAGGACAACGUGGCAAAGAAGCAAUACAAUAUAAAUAAAGCAGCGAGAACGUGUCAGGUAGAGGCGCAGUCCUUUGCUCCCUUUGAUGGAUGUGUCCCCGAGGGUGCAACGUUUAUGGGACAAGAAACCCUGGGGAGAGAUUUCAUGGUGAAUACAUGGAGAGGACACUUGCAAGGUGACACAUACAAUGUUACCAUUGAAGAGACACACACCCCCGAAUGUUUCCCUGUAACAGUGACACAAAUAGGUGAAGCAAAUGCUCAAUGGGGCAAAAUGGGUCUUACAUCGUCUAUGCGUUUUUCCAGCUUUCGAGAAGGGAUAAGAGAUAUGAGUGUAUUUGACAUUCCUGACUAUUGUCAAAAAUAACUUGAUUUACAAAUUGACACGGCAAAAUAAAUGUCACAGUCAUGUUUAAACUAGUGGUACUGUCUCCAAAGGUAUUGUCUCUUGUUGAGUCCGAUAAUUAUAGAGUUUACUCCUCAUUUUGCAACUUAAUAACUAAUAACAAGUUAUCUGAAUUUCUUGAAAAUGUGCUGUGGAUAAGAGGAAGGAAGUAACCCAAAUUGGAAAAUUCUCAUUGGGAUUAUGAGGAAGAUAUCCGAAUCUAUCAAUACUUGUACGUUUGAUUACAAUAAAUAAGAUUGACACAUAUUAGAGAAAAUAUAUGUACAUGAAAACAA
Molecule: messenger RNA, 4613 nt
Organism: Owenia fusiformis
Lineage: Eukaryota; Metazoa; Annelida; Polychaeta; Sabellida; Oweniidae
Source: the annotation of a GenBank genome assembly